Molecule: messenger RNA, 969 nt
Organism: Salvia splendens (bonfire salvia)
Lineage: Eukaryota; Viridiplantae; Streptophyta; Magnoliopsida; Lamiales; Lamiaceae
Exons: 2
Coding region: 143-700 (185 amino acids)
Source: RefSeq, a predicted model, not a curated record
AAUAGAAUUAUCGAAAAAAAAAGAAAAAGAAAAAGAAGAUUGAGGGGAACAGAACAGUUAAGCAGUCGUUAUUACACGUAUAAAAGAUGGGAGUGGCACGGAUGAGUUGAAGAAUUCUCCUCCAAAGUCACAACAAAGUUGGAUGGAUUUUGAUCAUGACGCAGACGCUCCUCUGCUUCUCAACUCCCCCUAUUUUCACCAACAAAAGAGCAUGGAUGAAAUGAAGCAAUUGUUUAAGCUAAGCAUGGAGCUCCAAGAAACCAGGGUCCGAGCAGACCACGACCUCAAAUCUCGCGACGCCCAAAUCCUCCACCUCAAGGAGCUCCUCACUGCCGCCAUUAAAGAACGCGACGAAGCUCGAACAAACUGCAAGAAGAUACUGCUGGAUAAGAUCCUCCUCCACCAAUCAGCCCCCAAUUCCGGAAUCUCCAGCAUCGACGGAUUGUCCUCCUCCGACUGCGAGGAGAGCAUCGCCUCGUCGCCCCACAGAGUGCCCGCGGAGCUAAUCAAAGGCCCGUUGCCGGAAAAGGGGAAGCUGCUGCAGGCGGUGGUGAAGGCAGGGCCGCUGCUCCAGACGCUCCUCCUCGCCGGCCCUCUGCCGCAGUGGCGCCACCCUCCGCCGGUGGUCGACCCCUAUCAGAUUCCGCCGCCGCAUUGGGCGGGCAGAAAACGGGGUCUGUCCGAGGUCUAUAAGUGGUGAAUUUUGCAGAGUCGUUGAAAUUGGUAGUCAAGAUUAGGAAGAUUGGAUGUGGAUUUUGGAAGGGGAAAAGUGAAAGACCAGCAAGCAGUUUUGGUCUCUUUCAUAAUUAUUAGACCUUAAAUCCUUGUUAUUUUUAGAUAUAUGUAUAUUGUUCGUUUCUCAUCAUAAUAUUCUACGCCUAAUUUAGGGAAUGUUCAUGUUUUCUCUCCUUAAUUAGAAUGUAGUACACGAGUUGAGGUUAACAUUUUUUACUUUUCUUCAUUCUUGUA